AAAAAUCUUAAUCAUUUUAUUUAUUCUUAACCUUUUUAAUCUUCCUCACACAAUUUAUUUAUUUUUACUACAACUGACAAGUUUUUGCAUUCAAAUGCAAAAAUACUAAAACUAAUUUAUUUUACAAUGUUUAUACGUCUAUUUGUUGUUGUGUUUACAUUUCUAAUCUAUAAAAUCAGUGUCACUGCAGGCGAUAAUAAUAAUAAUGUUGUUGGUACAUUAUCAUUGAAGGAAACGGAAUUUUGCAAUGAAAUACCCAGAGCUGACAUUGAGCAGUAUUUGUCGACAAAAACGCCAUAUCGUGUGGUGGCCAAUUUGGAUGAUAAACCCAUAAAUUAUCCAGGUUGUCAUGCUACACGCAUUUGGUCAGUUAUUCGUCAUGGUACACGAAAUCCGGGUAAAAAGGUUAUAGCACGCAUUAAAACUCAAUUGAAGUCUUUAAGGGAUCACAUUUUGGCAGUCAAAGAUGUUGAAAUGUGUCCCAAACAAUUAGAAAGUUUAAGUAAAUGGAAUUUUACCGUCACAGCUGAGGAAGAGAAAUAUUUGGUGGCGGAGGGAGAAGAUGAACUAAUAGAGUUGGCUGAACGUAUGCAAAAUAGAUUUCCAAUGCUAUUGCCUGAAACUUACAAUCCAAAGCAGUAUUUCUUUAAAUACACCGCCACUCAAAGAACCUUGAAGAGUGCACAGAGUUUUGCUACCGGCUUAUUUGGUAGACAUCGUAUUGGUAAUAUAAUUUAUCCAGAGGCUUUACAUAAAGAUCCUGUAUUGAGGUUUUAUAAAUUAUGUAGUCGCUGGAAAACUGAUGUCGAUAAAAAUCCCCAAACAUUUGACAAUGUGCGUAAAUUUUUGCAAACAGAUCACAUGCUCGACGUUCUCAAACAUCUGCGAAAGAAAACUAAAUUGUCUAAUAUUGAUGCCCACACAGCGCGACUCAUCUACACAGUGUGUGCCUUUGAAACAGCCUGGCAAAGACGCAAAGAACCAUCGGUAUGGUGUCAAUUGCUCGAUCGUAAAUCUAUACAAAUCCUAGAAUUUGCCGAAGAUUUAGAGUACUAUUGGAAUGAUGGCUAUGGCUAUGAAUUGACUCACCAAAUAGCCUGUCCGGCCAUAGCCGAUAUGUUCGAGCAUAUUGAUCCACUGUCUACUUUGCCAAAUUCCACAUUUUAUUUUACACAUUCUGGAACUUUGCUUAAAGUACUGGCACAUUUGGGUCUGUAUAAGGAUGAGGCUCCUUUAACGUAUCAAGAUUAUGGCAAACAACGUAAAUGGCGUACCAGUGCCAUUGAUGCUUUUGCCACAAAUGUGGCAUUUGUUUUAUACGAUUGCCAAAACGAGGGACCCAAGGUGUUAACCUUGCAUCAAGAGCAAGUCGUACAUAUACCAGGCUGUCCGGUCAACAAUGACCUCUGCAGUUUAAACACCCUGCGCAAACUCUUUGCCCACAGUUUAGACAAUUGUAAUUUCAAUGAAAUGUGUGCGUUUUAAAUGAAAAGAUUUUAAACGAACUAGAUUUGUUUGAGCAUCACAAAACUUAAAAACCAGCAAUCAAAAUACUACGCCUACAAUGUCAAAUGCAUAUUUGGAGAUACUUAGAUAAGAUUUAAAAACCAACCAUAUUUCUUUAAUUAUUUUAUUUUGUACAUAAUGUAUAUCUGUUUGUGUGCUGUACUUUGUAUGUACCCUCAGAAUUUCUAGGAAGCAGCGCGACUACCAUUUAAACAUUAUCUACAUACAGCAACUAAAUGCAACAAAAUAUCAGAUGCUUUAUUUAAUUACUAUUUUUCCUUAACUUUCUUUCUAAACUUUCCCUUUCCUUGUCAAUUUUAGUAAUUAUUGUGUACAUAUAUUGUUUAUCCUUCUACUACUUAUAGUACUACUUUGAUAUGUUGUUCUUUAACCCCCCCCCCCUCUUUUUCAUCGCACUCAUUUUUUUUUAACAUUUUAAACAGGUUCUUAAGUAAAUAUAAUUUCUAGGCUGGAAUAGCUCUUCUCCACUUAUGGAAUUUCUCUUUCAUCUUAGUAAAAUUAUUCUCUUGUUAUUUAUAUUUGUAUUAAAUCUUUAUAAUUCUUUUGCUAAAAAAAAAGAAUUAUUUGUCAUGUUAAUUAACUAAAAAAAAUUAUGAUUAUUUUCGAAAUAUUAGAGAUUUUUGAAUUUACACUUUUCUUUUAAGAAUCUGUUUAUUAAUUUUAAGAAUCUGUGUAGUUGUGUUUUAUAACGUAAUGUAGCGUUAUAUACGUAAAUCUAAAUGUAUAAUUUAUUUCUUAAUUGUUUCUCUUAACAAAACUUAACUUUAUGCAGUGACUGAAAUAAUUGAAAAAAAAAUAAUAAUAAUUAUACACAUUUACACACAAAAACACACCUUUACACACACACAUACAUACAACAAGUAGUUAGGAUUAACUAAAAAUAUAACAAAUAUUAAUUUAAUUGCAUUAUAUUGUGUUCCAGUAAUUUAAAAAAAAAAAAACUAAAACUUAACUCACAAACAAUCUACUAAACUAUUGAAACAAUCACCCACUACACCAAUCCACCUUCACCACUAUUUUCAUUACUUUCCUUCCUACUCCCCUCCCACACUUUACAACUUUCUGUCUUUUUCCUUAAUAUUUUUUUUAUUAUUAACUAAUAUUAAAAUUUAAACAAAUAAUAAUGUGGAAAAUUACAAGAAUUAUGUUAAAUUGUGUUAAAAACUUAAUUUCUUUCUAUUUGUUUGCUAAAAUUGUUUUUUCCUUUAUAAGUUAAAUUUAAUAUAUACAAUUACAAACAUAAUUAUAAACAAAUUAUUCUAUUUUAUUAUAAUGCAAUAAUAUUUAAAAAGAAAAAGGAGAACAUUAAUAAUAAAAACAAACAACAAGAAAAA
Messenger RNA from Calliphora vicina (urban bluebottle blowfly), 2861 nucleotides. RefSeq names its product Multiple inositol polyphosphate phosphatase 2 (gene Mipp2). The record is from RefSeq and is a predicted model, not a curated record. NCBI's taxonomy places the organism in Eukaryota, Metazoa, Arthropoda, Insecta, Diptera, Calliphoridae. Gene Ontology annotation, molecular function: inositol phosphate phosphatase activity; acid phosphatase activity. The coding region runs from base 127 to 1485 and encodes 452 amino acids. The transcript is spliced from 5 exons.